Molecule: messenger RNA, 1641 nt
Organism: Aspergillus clavatus NRRL 1
Lineage: Eukaryota; Fungi; Ascomycota; Eurotiomycetes; Eurotiales; Aspergillaceae
Product: Zn(II)2Cys6 transcription factor
Exons: 4
Coding region: 1-1641 (546 amino acids)
Biological process (GO): DNA-templated transcription; regulation of DNA-templated transcription
Molecular function (GO): DNA-binding transcription factor activity, RNA polymerase II-specific; zinc ion binding; DNA binding
Source: RefSeq, a predicted model, not a curated record
AUGCAGGAUCCCACCCCGUCCAAACAACCUCGCCAGCCAUCCUCGCUGGCGUGUGUCACUUGUCGCCGCCGCCAUUUGAAAUGUGACGCUCAGAUGCCCGUGUGUGGACGCUGCCAGGCUUCGACUACCGAAUGUCGCUAUAUCCGAUCUAGGCGUGGUCUGCGCACGAAGAAUGGAACACCUCAUCCCCAGCUUCUGGAUGACAACGAGAUCGCUUUGUUUCCGGCCAUUGACCCGGAUGCCUUUCCUGACUGGCUGAGUGCCACGACAAUGGCUUCCGAGCUGGUAGAUACAAGCCAAGCCCUCUUCCAGCCCGUCAGUACCUCUCCGGCGAUAGAGAUUCCCCAGAUACCAGAUGCCGCGCUCGCCUGGCCAGAACCGGAUAAUGCUAUCACGCCGGAAAUCGCCUAUGAUUCAAUGAUCCAGCUCUACUAUCAGAGCUUCCAUCGCUCGCAUCCCCUGCUGGUUCCACGGAAGGCACUGCAUUCUUCGCUAUGCGGACGAAUACCUCCUUAUAUCAUAUCAAUAAUGCGCUUCAUCGGCGCCCACUACCACUCAGAUAUAUCCCUCAGAGAGCUCUUCCGCCAAUCGGCUUAUUCCGUGCUCUCCGAGUCAACACCGCGGAACGGGUACAAGGUACAGGGAAUGGUGUUGCUUGCCAUCAUUGACCAUGCGCAUGGCACCGAAGACAGCGCCAACCGAACGAUGCAAGAAGCUGUUAACCUCGCGCUGGAACUGGGCAUGAAUCGCGCGGCGUAUGCGACGGAUCACUCCGAGGGAAACUCGAUACUCGAGGAGAGCUGGCGCAGGACUUUCUGGGAGCUUUAUUGUGUCGACGGCUACCUGGCGGGUAUGCGGGACCAGACAUCUUUUCGAUUGUUCCAUCAGAAGGCGGAGGUUAAGCUACCUUGUGAUGAAGGGCUGUAUAAUUCUGGACAUCCAGUCAUAUCCAGCAACCAAACCCUCAAAGAUCUGGUGAACAGCUGGUCGUUCAAUGGUGAUGAGCAAAGGUUCUCCUCAUUCGCGUAUCGAAUCAACGCUGCGCGUUUGCUAGGAAUGGUCAUGGAACUGAACCGAUCACUGGAGGUCGACAUCGAGUCACAGAUCGAGGUCCUGGACGCAUCCCUAGUGACGUCCCUCAUGCAACUGCCGUCAUGCCAGAACGAGGUAUAUGGCGCCUCAAGCCUAGACGAAAUGACUUUCCAGGCUGAAAUGACGAGUUACCUAGCACUUAUCUACCUCCACCAUCCUCGCUCAAACAUGCGCUUUGCUUCAAUCCACGCCCACACUCCCUGCACGCGACUUCCCGCAACAACCGAACCCUCUCUCCCCUCCGCCACCCUCGACCUGCAUUCCCAGAAGCUCCUCCGUGCAGCAGAUAUGCUCUCAAACCUCGCCACGCUCCCCAACCCGGUCAAAUACCGUACCCCGUUCUUCACCUGUGCCCUGGCGAUGUGCGUGGUGGUGCACACCGUUGCGUGUCUGUUUGUGCCGGCGCCGGAGAAGCCGGAGUCCAUCAAGGCGAGGAUUCAGCUGGGCGUUGGCGCGUUGCAUGUGCUUGGCAAGAUAUGGCCGCUGGCGAAGACCGUUAGGCAGCGGUUGAUUAACAUGUAUCAGGAGGUGGGAUUGCGGUGUCCGUGA